UCUAAAAACAAAAUUCAACAAAUUGGCAGCCCUGGUUCUAAGAAGUCGUUUUAUUUUCAACGAGCGAAUUGGCGGCAUGGUCUGUUUCGUUUCUUUCUUGCAGUAUUUAUUGGAUUAAAACACGAUUGAUGGUCUAAAGAAAAUGUAAAUAUUUUCUGAUAUUGAUUCUUUUCUUUUAGCUAAUUUCUUUUUCAUGUUCGACAGCAAAAGUGGCUUUAUAAUGACACCACUUAGUCAAACUUCCUCGUCAGAAAAUGUUGCUUUUAUGAAGGGAGCGAUCGUGAGAAUCCAUUUGAAAGAUUUCAUGACAUAUAAUGAAGUAGAAUUAAUACCAGGCCCGAAUCUGAAUUGGAUUCUUGGUCCAAAUGGAAAUGGUAAAUCUGCCAUUGUUUCUGCCAUCUGUCUUGGAAUGGCUGGAAAACCAAGUACUAUAGCAAGAGCUAGUUCGCUUUCAUGUUAUGUGCGGCAUGGGGUAAGCAAGGCAAUCAUCAAUAUAGAGCUGCACAAUUCUGGAGGCCAGAAAUUUCUUGUAACCAGAGAAAUAACAUUGGACAACAAAUCUGCUUGGAAAUACCAAGGAAAACCUGUCUCUAGUGCUCAAAUUGAAGAUGUUAUUAGAAAACUGAAUAUACAAGUAGAUAAUCUCUGUCUAUUCCUGCCACAAGAACAAGUACAAAAUUUUUCUCGGCUGAAGGAUAAGCAGCUUUUGAUUGGCACAAUGAAAGCAGUUGGAAAGCCAGAGUUGGAAGAGCAGUUUGAAGAGUUGACAAAAAUGCAAGGUCAGCUUGGAAAUGAAUCAUUAAAUCAAGAAAAGGAUGAAUUAGAAUUAAAGAAACUCCAGGACGAGAAUAAAAGAUGGGAGAGUGAUGUUAAAAGUUUUAAAGAAAGGGAAACACUGAAGGCAAAUGUUAAAUACCUGGAAAAAAAGAAAGUUUGGCUAAUUAACCAACAAGUAUUUGAUUAGAUUUCAGAUAAAAGUCAAUUGCGAAACCCACCUUAACCCCUCCAUUUUUGUUGCAAACAUUCAGAAAUAGAUAAUGAUAAAUUUGCAGCUUUGACAGUUAAUUUAAGU
Messenger RNA from Daphnia pulicaria, 1072 nucleotides. Its product is annotated as structural maintenance of chromosomes protein 5-like. The transcript has 6 exons. Gene Ontology annotation, biological process: double-strand break repair via homologous recombination. Gene Ontology annotation, molecular function: ATP hydrolysis activity; ATP binding. NCBI's taxonomy places the organism in Eukaryota, Metazoa, Arthropoda, Branchiopoda, Diplostraca, Daphniidae. The record is from RefSeq and is a predicted model, not a curated record. Gene Ontology annotation, cellular component: Smc5-Smc6 complex. Bases 194 to 964 code for a protein of 256 amino acids.